CACUUUAAAAUUCGUUGCGUGGGCCUUGCGACUAAAGUCAAUUACAUUUGAUUUUCACUCGCUUUUGUCAGUAUCGAUGUCAGAGUGACAGCUACGUAUUUAAUUAACUAAAUUUUAAUUAAUUUAUUUUGAUGUUAAGUGACACAGUGCCAAAUAAUGUCGAUAAUUUCCCUAUGUUUCCCGAUCUUCCUAUGUUUGUCUUUAUUCCCAAACAUUCUCUAAUCCUCAUUCUACAUACCGCAUUGCAUUCCAUAUUUUAGUGAUGGCCGACACACACUUUCAUUUCCAAGGAAGUGACAUUUCAUGGAACAAAAAGAUUAAAAGCUGCGGCAGAUUCAUGAAUAGAACAUAAAGACGCAGAGAUGUAGGGAGCUGGACUGGUCUAAAGGUCUUCAGUGCGAAAGAAGAAUGAUGGUGGUUGAUUUUCACUGUGUUCUAAGCGGAAAAGGCUCCACGAAAUGCUAGAAAAAAAGAGGCCUUUGCUUAAGAAAACCUGCUUGGGACAUCCCAUGAGUAUCGAAAGAAGUCCUCGUUGAUUGGUCAGAAUCUCCAAGGACACCUGCGAGAAUUGAAACUGUUACAAAAUAGCACAAGGCACCGCUUUGAAGCGUCAUACUAAAUUAUCUUGGCAAAGGACUAAGCGGAAAAUCUGGUACAGGAAAAACAGUAAGCAAGCGAAGCAAAGAUCGACCAUAUUGAGGAACUGAAGAUGGCAGAUCCAUGCUUUCCAGGGUCAGACGCACCAUACCAACUUUCGUAUUUUACGUCAAGCGUUUCGGCAAUACUGACUAUUCUAAUUACAACAGGUAACUUCUUGAUUAUUUUUGCUAUUGCAAAAGAUCCAUUGAAGAAACUUCGAAACCCGUUCGCAUUUUUUCUCGCAAAUGCGGCUGCAAGCGAUUUAAUGGUUGGCGUUGUAGCGAUGCCUGUUUCCACAGUUUUCCACUACAUGGAAGCAAAGCGAAGCAUAAACAAAACCCUGGUUUACAUUCUGCAUUUAACUUACUUUGUAUCAGCAUCAGCAAGUUUGUUCAGCAUGGCAGCAAUGACUAUUGACCGAUUCUACGCGCUCAAGUCACUAUCAUCGAAACGCCGAAAGCUCACACGUCGUAACUGCAUUUUGAUAUCAGUACUGACCUGGGUUUUAGCGAUUGGAUUAUCUGUAUUUUACUUCAUUCUUGGCUACAUCAGUUUACUUAUGGUGCUCAUCCACAUUUCGCUCGUUACUACAUUUGCGAUUACGUUCAUCACUUACGUCAAAAUAAUUCGACGUAUGAGGCAAAUCAAACAGGCUUUCAAACAGUCGAAUCCACAACACUUGGUAAAUGGCGAAGCAACAUCGAACCAGCAAAAUGCGACAUCGAAACCUGACCGACACUUCUUGCGAGAGCGCAAAGUUACGAAAGUUUUCCUUUCCUUGUUGAUUACAUUUCUUUGCAUAAACAUACCAGCCAUGGCAUUUCUCUAUUUCUUGGAAUUCUGUCUUUCUUGCCCAUGCGACACAAGACACGUGUUCCGAGACUUGGUCCUCUGCCUUAUUUCUACAGCUAGUGCUACCAACCCUGUUAUCUGCCUGCUUAGGCUGCCAGUAAUGAGGGCAACGGUAUUCACACUUUUAAAGUGUGGGAGAAGGCUGCCACUGAAUGACAGUUCAAUUCAAAGCGGAGACCAGCGGAGAGCUAUGCAACUUGAGGGUGUGCCCAAAAUUUGAAUCUUCAAAGUAAUGUAUAACAUAGUGUCUGUGACACUGACUGCCACGAUACUGACUUUGAUAAGUUGAUUAACUUUCAUCGUAUGAUUUUUAUUCUGUUGGUUGAAGGGAGUUCACACCGUCCACUUUCUAUGUUUUGUAAUUAAAGAUACAGGACCUUAGCUGCGAGAAAUGCGCGACUUAGAUGACAUUGUCAUUAUGAUUUGCGGGAAAGAAACAUUUCAUUGUCUACUAUGAUGUAUUCUCGUUAAGUAAUUAUCCUAGUGUUUUGUCAUAGAGAUCUUUUAGGUAGCUUCAUUGUUUGUCAAACUUUCUUUCGUUUUUUUCUUGCAGUUCUUUGUGUUCCCUUUCCUCUACCUCUUCUUCUCCUUCUUCUUUCUCUUUCACUUUUUUCUUUUACUUCUUCCUCUUCUUCCUCUUCUUCCUCUUAUUCUUCUUUUUCCUUCACUUUCUUUUCUGCUUCUGCUUCGUGUUCUUCUUUAUCUUUUCGUUCAUCUUUUUCACCAAUGUAAAUUGUUGACUACAUUAAUAAUUUCUUGCUAUUGACAGGAGACUAACUGGUUUUCUAAACUUCUAGCCUAUAAACUACCUAGGUUACACCUUCUAAACUAGUUAGGAUAGUGCAUCUCUGCAGAUGCUUUCAAAGAUGAUUUUUCAAGCCUUCUCCUCAAAUAAAUAGCAGACUCUUCAGUAGAAUAUUCUUGGAUUUUGCCUUUAAUAGAGCAAUCUUGCUUGAUUUCGCUAGGAAUUGCACAGCAUCUUGCUGAAGAACAAUGCAAAUUUGCAAGUUUCCAGCCCUUUUAGGGCUAUUCUUGAUUUGCUCAUCAGCAUGUUGUGUAGUAUCAUUAAAUUCAUUGUUGCAACUCCGAGGGACUUCUUUUUCCAAUCCAAUUUCCCCAGAUCCUGUCCUGAGUCCUGAGUGAAUAAGCUUAGAUUCUCCUUGUAUAAAUUCAUUUAGCCAUCAUGCGGUGGCGCUCUUUCGAUUAAGGGGAUCAAAUAAAAGUAAAAAGAAGACAAAGCAGACAGGAAUAGACAAUGAAUUUUAUACGACGCAAAUCGGCCAUUGCUUUGAUAUUUCUAAAUACGACUAAACGUUCACUGCGAUUCUUUGGUCAAUAACAAGUCAUUUUUACUAGAACUGAAGUGCAUUUGCAUGUAUUCAGCGAUUUCUGCUUUAACUCGAUUCACAGUGGAAAUCAAAUAUUUGCACGCUUUUGUACUUGUUAAUUUACAAGGUGAAAAUUUGCCUGAAGAUAAAAAAAUAAUUCAGAUAUUAUUGACGUCUUACUUUAUCAGAAAAGAAAAUAAAAAAGCAGAACAGAACAAUAAAUGUGGUAUUAAAAUACAAAAAGUAAUCUAAAAGAACUAUUCUAACCCCUCUUACCGUAUUUACUCUAAUAUUCCCGCUGCGGGAUUAGCGUUCUAACCCAACAAAAAAGGCGGGAUUAUUGGAGAGGCGGGUAUAUUGGAGAGGCGGGAUUAUUGUAGAGGCGGGAUUAUUUUUUCAAUGCCUUGAAGUCUAGUUUGAGGAUACCGUUUCAACAAAAACGUCUCUUAAAUUCGAUUGUGGCAAAUCAGAGAAAAAAUAUGCAAUUUCAACAUGUAUGGGGGGUUAAAAUUAAAUGGGGGUGGGAUAUUUAUUUUCACAGACAAGACAGAGCAGAAAUUGUGCUUUAUAGACAGUAGUACGAAGUCAAAAAACGGGAAUACGGGAAUAAAAGAGAAACGAGAAUAUUAGAGUAAAUACGAUAUCUCAUUAAUUCCAAGACAGUGGUGGCGCCAAGAGAGGGCUAGGGGGGGGGCUACAGCCUCUCCGUCGGAAGCAUCUAGCCCCCCAUCGGAGGCAAUUUUAGGUUAUUGUCGGAGAAAUUUUGACAAAAUAACGUACGAAAACUGCUUAUUUUAGUCAUUUUAGCCCCCCUGUCGGAAGCUCCAGCCCCUCUGUCGGAAGAUUUCUGGCGCCACCUCUGUUCCAAGAUAGACCUCAGUAUCAUUUUCAAGUUUAUAGCGUAUAACAUAUUGUGAGAAAGUCAUACUUAUUAUGCGUCAAAAAAUCUACGUCUUAAUGAAGCUUUAGCCUUGAAUCAUUCUUUAAUUAUUCUUAAAAUUCAGCAA
This is a messenger RNA of Rhopilema esculentum, 3826 nucleotides long. RefSeq lists its product as uncharacterized. The record is from RefSeq and is a predicted model, not a curated record. Gene Ontology annotation, biological process: G protein-coupled receptor signaling pathway. Gene Ontology annotation, molecular function: G protein-coupled receptor activity. NCBI's taxonomy places the organism in Eukaryota, Metazoa, Cnidaria, Scyphozoa, Rhizostomeae, Rhizostomatidae. Gene Ontology annotation, cellular component: membrane.